This is a messenger RNA of Pipistrellus kuhlii (Kuhl's pipistrelle), 2075 nucleotides long. RefSeq names its product interleukin 20 (gene IL20). The record is from RefSeq and is a predicted model, not a curated record. Bases 940 to 1467 code for a protein of 175 amino acids. The transcript has 6 exons. Lineage: Eukaryota; Metazoa; Chordata; Mammalia; Chiroptera; Vespertilionidae.
AUAUAAUAUGAAAUAUAACGAUUAAAAGAUUACUUAUUUAAAUCUCAAAAUAUUAUUAUUGAUAUUUCUGAGACCUUUGGUGGUCCCUAAAAUUUUGUGCCUGAAGUAAGUGCUUCUUCCCUCUAAUCCCAGCCCAUUAUUAUUUCAUCGUAAAACUCAGCAAACAUUACAAAGUGCCGCAUUACAGAGCAAGGCUCUCCCCAAGAAAAAAUGCAUUUUCUUUUGCCUUUUUCCUCUGUGUUUGAGAUCAUACUUGAUCUUCACCAGGAGUUCAAGAGCCAGCAAAGAGUGUGCUCUUGGAUUCAUGCCAGUUGUGCCUGACUGAAGUCUUCCUGCAGAGAACGCUGGGGAGUCAACAGCUCAGGAGGGUGGAGAAGUGUUAGGUGGACUUGGGAUGAUUGCCUAUCAGAUCUUGCCUUUUCCUGGCAAUAGAAUUAUUAUGAAGUCAUUGACUUUCUCUUUGCCUUGGGGCGGAAAUAAGUCUGCUAUCCUCAAAUAAUCAAUCUGAUCUCAGUCAAAUGCCAAACAGAACUAAGAUUCUCAGCCCUGAGGUGGCCAUAAAAUCAAGACAAUUUUUCUCAAAGUGUGUUUGGUGUCUCAGCAACAGCUUCUGUGAGUUCUGUUUUCCCCCAGUUUCCCUGCGGGUUCAGGGUGAACUAUAACUGGCAUGCUGGAAGGGAAGAUGAUAUACAUCAACUCACCCAAACAAGUUUUGACAUUUCACCUGAGAUGUCAUCCUCUAUCUACUCACUACACGUGCCUGCUGCUCCAGGCCUUACUGCUGGGCAAUGAUGAUGGGGCUGGGAUGGAGACAGAAUAAAAGAUCUGGGACCUGUAGCAGGAACUCACACUCAGACCUUGAACAAGCAUCUGGAAGCUACUCUUUGAGGCGGCUCAGCAGUUUUCCUUACUCCUGUGGUUUCCAGAUUCUGGCACAAGAUGAAAAGUUCUUGUCUCCCCCUCUGCCUUUCCUUGGCUGUGUUUUCUCUCUUCUGGACACCUUCUGCUGGGCUGAAGACACUCAAUUUGGGAAGCUGUAUGAUCACCACAAACCUUGAAGAAAUGCAAAAUGAAUUUUCUCAGAUAAGGGAGAGAGUGCAAGCCAAGGAUGAAAUCAUGGACCUCAAAAUCUUGAAAGCUGAGUUUUUCCAAGACACAAGGCCUGAAGAUCAGUGCUGCUUCCUUAGCCAUAUUCUGGAACUCUACCUGGUCAUGGUAUUCAGAAACUAUCCGACUCCUGACAUUGAUAUCCUCCGGAAGAUCAGCAGCCUCGCCAACUCUUUCCUUGCUAUCAAGAAGAACCUCUCGCUCUGUCAUGACCAAAUGACAUGCCCUUGUGGAGAGGAAGCACUGGAGAAAUUCAACCAGAUUCAGAAUCACUUCAAACAGCUUGAACUUCAGAAAGCGGUGGUGAAAGCUGUGGAAGAGAUAGACAUUAUCCUGCAAUGGAUGGAGAAGGCGAGAUAGGAGCAAAGUGAUGAUACCGCUGACGGUACUUCUGGCCGAGUCCACUCCUGAGAAUUGUGAAGACAUGAUCCCAAACCACCAUCUCUUUGCUUCAUCAUUUAGUGCUGAUCACUGUGUAUAUUUAUUUAAUAUUUAUUUCCUUAUUGUGAUUGUUUUCAUUUAUUAAUCUACACCAUGGGUUUAUAAGAUUUUGUUACUGUUGGAUAUAUUUAUUGGUUAAUUAAUUAAUUAAUUAAUUUCUGCUAUUUAAUCUAUUUACUUUUGUACUUGUCUUUAAUAAUUCAUAGAUAAUAUUCAUGGCUAGGGCACAUUAUAUGUUUUCAAACAGUGAACAAAUUGUGACUUCUGGACAAAUGGCUGGGGUGGGUAGUCACUUUUAUUAAAUGAAGGGCAUAUUUACUGACUGCCACAAUGGUUUUGUAAAUGGAGACAAUGGUUACUAAAUGGAAGGUGGGAAAGAAGUUCCAAUGGAAAAUUAUAGAUCUGCCUCACAAUUAAUGACCACCCCCCCCCCCCCAACUCCCCAUCCCCAUACUUGUGUAUCUUCCAGCUGUGUAAUCCUAUAUGGUAAAAUUGUAUUCCACGAAUAAAGUUUCCUUUGCAUAAUA